Messenger RNA from Alternaria atra, 2040 nucleotides. RefSeq lists its product as uncharacterized. The transcript has 2 exons. Lineage: Eukaryota; Fungi; Ascomycota; Dothideomycetes; Pleosporales; Pleosporaceae. Gene Ontology annotation, biological process: DNA-templated transcription; regulation of DNA-templated transcription. The record is from RefSeq and is a predicted model, not a curated record. Gene Ontology annotation, molecular function: zinc ion binding; DNA binding; DNA-binding transcription factor activity, RNA polymerase II-specific. The coding region runs from base 1 to 2040 and encodes 679 amino acids.
AUGUCCGAACCACCACGGAAACGCGCGAAGUUGGCCUGCGUGACAUGCAACGCGCGACGCGUCAAAUGUGAUGUCACGGACCGACAUCCUUGCAGUAACUGUGCAGCCGGCAACGUCGAGUGCGAAACGCGUGAAUCAAGGCGUGGAAAGCAUAUUAGGAAGCCGCGAGCGGAGACUGAGGUGCGCAGCAGAACUCCACCAAAUGUAUCAGCCAUAAGCCCACAGCGACACGAGGACGAGGUGGCUGCGUCGCACGUGCUGGCCUCGCUAUCGUCAAAUUUCCAUAGCCCUGUCAACACCCAUACACCCGCUUCCGGAGGCCAAUAUCACCUCCCAACCCCGUCAGCGCCGUCAGAUCUCAACAGCAACCAGUCGAAAGCGGAAUCUAUUCAUCAAGAAGAUGCCGUUUUUCUUGGUGAAUCCAGCUCAUUGCGCUAUGCGGUGGCAGCAGAGCGGCGGCAGUCCUGCUUUCGCCAUGCCGUCCCCAGUGCUGCAAGGGCGGAAUCACUCGUACCCGAGUGGGAAUCUGAACGACGUCUUGCGCGAAGGAAGGCUCUGCAAGCGGAAGGAGCCUUUUCAUUCCCUCCUGCUGAGGUCCGACUUGAGCUGUUGGAGGCAUACUUUAAAUGGUUUCAUCCGCACUUUCCAAUCAUAGACGAAGAGGAUUUCUGGACCGGAUACCGAGAGUUCAGUUUCUCCGCCUUGCUAUUACAAUCUAUGAUGUUCAUCGGAGUAAUUCACUGCGAGGAGUCGACUCUCAAUCAUCUUGGGUGGGGAAACCGCCAUCGAGCCAAAUGGUUCUUUUACAUUAGGGCCAAAGACAUAUAUGAUGCUACGUUUGAGACCAAUAAGAUCAUCGUCAUACAAUCUCUGUUUCUGAUGAGCUUUUGGCGAGCUGGUGCGUUAUUGGAGAAAGAUGCGCGACAUUGGCUAGGCACAGCUAUUAGUCUCUCCGAGACAAGAGCACUGCAUCGUUCCGGAGGAGAUACCGAAGAGAGUCUCACGAGGGUCAAGAGGAGACUUUGGUGGGCUAUCUACGUGCGUGAGCGUCAAUGCGCAUCGGCUCUGGGGCUACCGUGCCGCAUACGCGACAAAGAUUGCGAUAUCGAACCGCUGUCGUCUGCCGACUUCACUUCCGCUUUUGCGGCGUCCACUCCUGUGGAAGACCGCCAUCGUUAUACCGUUUACGCAAUAAGCAUGGUACAGCUGGCGGUUUUCUUGGGCAGGGUGGUAGACGCUGGUUAUUUACCGAAGCGCACACUCGCACCCGACGAAAGGAUCAAGCUACGCAAUGAGUUAUACAAAUGGAGACAAGACCUCCCAAGCGUUAUGCAGCUGCAUACCGACGCCGGUGAUCCGCCAAACUUCCAAGCCAGCAUGCUCCAUCUCGCAUACAACAACCUACUCAUUUUACUCCACCGCACCAACUUUGUUUUAGACGAGAAUAGUAACAUGGCGACAGACGGAAAUGUCGCGCUCCAGGCCGCAGCCCGCAAUUCGCGUAUAGUCGAGGAUAUGCUGCCUGACGGCAACAUUGGGCAUGCUCAGAUGCAUGUCAUCACGAAUCUAUUCAACACACUCUGCAUUCACGUUGUAAACUUCAGGCGCUCGAGCGGCAUCAAUCGCACGCUCGCUGAGCAUCGAGCCAAGUUAUGUUUAUUGGGUUUACAAGAACUUCAGAAGACAUGGGAAGUGACCAAUUGGGUGUUACAGUUGUUCUUCCAAUAUCUCGAUAGAGAAACGGCUUCAAGGUUAGCCAUGGAAGCGGAUGAUACUGGUUCCCCGAACAGCACUGGCCAGUCCACCUCAGCCGGUACUACCGCGCAACUGCCAUCGCAACACCAAGGCGUCGAUAACAAUCCGAAUCGCAACACGCAAUAUCUCGAUGCUCCAGCGUCUUCCACGACCAGUCCCAAGCCCUGGUCGUGGACCCUAGACGAAGCCGACCAAUAUCUCUUCACGCAGAUCGAAAACGACUUUGCCUUUGGAGAAGGUGCAUUGCAACAAUGGUGUCCAGAAGAUCUCCUGCCAACAGAGUAG